This is a messenger RNA of Papaver somniferum (opium poppy), 1712 nucleotides long. RefSeq names its product pre-mRNA-splicing factor 18-like. NCBI's taxonomy places the organism in Eukaryota, Viridiplantae, Streptophyta, Magnoliopsida, Ranunculales, Papaveraceae. Gene Ontology annotation, biological process: generation of catalytic spliceosome for second transesterification step; RNA splicing. Bases 16 to 1464 code for a protein of 482 amino acids. The record is from RefSeq and is a predicted model, not a curated record. The transcript has 2 exons. Gene Ontology annotation, cellular component: U4/U6 x U5 tri-snRNP complex; U5 snRNP; U2-type post-spliceosomal complex.
UAGGAACCGGGCCUAAUGAGGGAUGUAAAUAUACAAGAGAACGGUGCCCAUAUUAUAACUCCAGGUGCAAGCAACAGUAGACAGCAGUCAUCUUCAAUCCCAUCUUCUCUAGUUUACUUUUCCUCUUCCUUUCAAGGGCACAAUUCCUUUCAAGGGCACAAAAUCAUCCCGUUUUCCCAAUUCGUACACACCGCCGCCACCACCACCACCACCAUGGAUCUUCUCAAACAGGAACUGAUGAAGAAGAGACAAGCCUUAUCAGAAGAUGUUGGAGGUCGUAAAGUAUUCAAACGUUCAGAACUCGAACAAAAGAAAAUUCAAAAAAUCAGAGAAGAAGAAAAAAAAGAGUUAGAAGCAAAAUCCAAAUCCCUUCGUGAGAAACAACUCGAUACUAACAAUUCAUCAAAUACAUCUUCAGCAUCAAGUUCUCAUCAAAACCCUAAAUCUGAAUCAUCAAAAACCCCUGAAGCUUUAACUGAAGAAAAGAAAAUCGAUGACCUAGUUUUACCUAAACAAGAAGUAAUACGUCGUCUACGGUUUCUUAAACAACCUGUUACCUUAUUCGGUGAAGAUGAUGGUAUGAGGCUGGAUCGGUUGAAAGAGACGCUUAAAACUGGUUGUUUUGAAAUUGAUAAUGAUAUGACAGAAGGGCAAACGAAUGAUUUCCUCAGAGAUAUUUCGGAGUUGAGGAAACGGCAAAAGACUGGGAUUUUGAGUGAUAGGAAGAGGAAAACCAGAGAAGAUGGAAUUGAAGAUGCUGAUGGGAAUGGUGGAUGUAGAGAAGACGAAUAUAGUGGUGAUGGUGGUGAUUCUGAUGUUGAUGUUGGUAAAGAUUUGAAAAGAUUGAAAGCGAAAUUCGAAGAUUUAUGUGAUGAAGAUAAGAUACUUGUGUUUUUCAAGAGGUUAUUGAUUGAAUGGAAACAAGAAUUAGAUGAUAGACCCGAUGCGGAGAAGAGAACUGGGAAAGGUAAAGGGAUUGUUGCGACGUUUAAACAGUGUGCAAGGUAUCUGAAUCCUCUAUUCAGUUUCUGCAGGAAAAAGGUUCUUCCCGAUGAUAUCCGCCAAUCUCUACUAGUGGUUGUCAAUUGUUGUCUAGAGAGGGAUUACUUAGCAGCAAUGAGACAGUACAUCAGCAUGGCCAUUGGAAAUGCGCCCUGGCCCAUUGGUGUUACUAUGGUUGGUAUUCACGAGCGUUCAGCUCGAGAGAAAAUUCACACCAACAGUGUUGCUCAUAUCAUGAAUGAUGAGACAACUCGUAAAUACCUACAAUCUGUGAAGAGGUUGAUGACUUUCUGCCAACGUCGGUACCCAACAAUGCCUUCAAAGGCAGUAGAGUUCAACAGCUUGGCAAACGGAAGCGACUUGCAGUCACUUUUGGCAGAGGAGAAAGUUGUUAUUGGUAAUCAAAAUCAAGCGAACGAGGAAAUGCUGCGUGUAAUGCCCGCAGUAUCAAGGGAGAAUUAACUUUUUUGUACUUAUUCAACAUUUGUUGCUUUUUCUAUUGAAGUACCAAGAAGUUUUCAUGCCUGUACUUUCUAGACUCAGCUUGCGAUGAUCUCCCAUAUAUCUGUGGCCAAUUUGUUGUACCAUUGGUAAUUGGUAGUCAGACUAUGCAUAUCCUUCAAAUGGUUAAUUAAAAAUGUUUACUGGUCAGUCACCUUUUUUCUGUAAUUAGGUCCAUUAUGGAAUUAUAAAAGUAAGUUCACCGAUCA